Molecule: messenger RNA, 2106 nt
Organism: Orycteropus afer afer
Lineage: Eukaryota; Metazoa; Chordata; Mammalia; Tubulidentata; Orycteropodidae
Gene: HSD17B4
Product: hydroxysteroid 17-beta dehydrogenase 4
Cellular component (GO): peroxisome
Molecular function (GO): oxidoreductase activity
Source: RefSeq, a predicted model, not a curated record
UGCUGUUUCUGUAUUGCAGUGAAUGAUUUAGGAGGAGACUUUAAAGGACAUGGUAAAAGCUCCUUAGCUGCUGAUAAAGUUGUUGAAGAAAUAAGAAGGAAAGGUGGAAAAGCAGUGGCCAACUAUGAUUCAGUGGAAGCAGGGGCGAAGAUUGUGAAGACAGCAUUGGAUGCUUUUGGAAGAAUAGAUGUUGUGAUCAACAAUGCUGGGAUUUUGAGGGACCGUUCUUUUUCUAGGACAAGUGAUGAAGACUGGGAUCUAAUCUACAGAGUUCAUUUGUGGGGCUCAUUCCAAGUGACACGGACAGCAUGGGAACACAUGAAGAAACAGAAUUAUGGAAGGAUCAUUAUGACUUCCUCAGCUUCAGGAAUAUAUGGCAACUUUGGCCAGGCAAAUUAUAGUGCUGCAAAGCUUGGUCUUCUGGGCCUAUCAAAUACUCUUGCAAUUGAAGGCAUGAAAAAUAAUAUUCAUUGUAACACUAUUGCUCCUACUGCGGGAUCACGUAUGACUGAGACUGUUUUGCCAGGAGAAUUUGUAAAAAGUCUGAAGCCAGAUUAUGUGGCACCUCUGGUUCUUUGGCUUUGCCACGAGAGUUGUGAGGAAAACGGUGGCUUAUUUGAGGUAUUCUGCAGCUUCCUGAACAAAUUACGCUGGGAGCGGACCCUUGGAGCCAUUGUAAGGCAGAAGAAUCAGCCAAUGACUCCUGAGGCGGUGAAGGCUAACUGGGCGAAGAUCUGUGACUUUAGUAAUUCCAGCACACCUCAGAGUGUACAAGAGUCAACUGGGAAGGUACUUGAUGUUCUAAGUAAAAUAAAUUCAGGAGGAGUUUCGACAAAUAAUACCAGUCAUGCAACAACAUCAGGACUUGCUGGAGCUAUUGGCCAUCAAUUUCCUCCAUUUUCCUCUGCUUAUACUGAGCUGGAAGCAAUUAUGUAUGCCCUUGGAGUGGGAGCGUCCAUCAAGGAGCCAAACGAUUUCAAAUUUAUUUAUGAAGGAAGUUCUGAUUUCUCCUGUUUGCCUACCUUUGCUGUUAUCUUAGCUCAGAAACCUCUAAUGAGUGGAGCACUAGCAGAGAUUCCUGGGCUUUCAAUCAACUUAGCAAAGAUUCUUCAUGGGGAGCAAUACCUGGAGUUAUAUAAACCACUUCCCAGAACAGGAAAAAUGAGAUGUGAAGCAAGUGUUGCUGAUGUCCUAGAUAAAGGAUCCGGUUUAGUAAUUCUUAUGGAUGUCUAUUUGUAUUCUGAGAAGGAACUUCUUUGUUAUAAUCAGUUCUCCAUCUUUGUUGUUGGCUCUGGAGGGUUUGGUGGAAAACGAACAUCCGACAAAGCUAAGGUAGCUGUAGCCAUACCUAAUAGACCUCCUGAUGCUGUACUUACAGAUACCACCUCACUUAAUCAGGCUGCCUUGUACCGCCUAAGUGGAGACUGGAAUCCAUUACACAUUGAUCCUAAUUUUGCCGGCAUAGCAGGUUUUGACAAGCCCAUAUUACAUGGAUUAUGCACAUUUGGAUUUUCUGCCAGGCAUGUUUUAAGGCAGUUUGCCAAUAAUGAUGUGUCCAGAUUCAAGGCAGUGAAGGUUCGUUUUGCAAAACCAGUAUAUCCAGGUCAAACUCUACAAACUGAGAUGUGGAAGGAAGGAAACAGAAUUCAUUUCCAAACUAAGAUCCAAGAAACUGGAGACAUUGCCAUUUCAAAUGCAUAUGUAGAUCUUGUGCCAACAACUGAUAUUUCAGCUAAGAUGCCCUCUGCGGAUGGGGAACUUGAGAGCACCUUUGUGUUUAAGGAAAUAGGUCACCGCCUUAAGGAUGUAGGGCAUGAGGUCGUGAAGAAAGUAAAUGCUGUAUUUGAGUGGCAUAUAACUGAUGGUGAUAAUGUUGCAGCUAAAUGGACUAUUGACCUAAAAAAUGGUUCUGGAAAAGUGUAUCAAGGCCCUGCAAAAGAUUCUGCUGAUACAACCAUCAUAAUUUCAGAUGAAGAUUUCAUGCAAGUGGCUCUGGGCAAGCUUGAUCCUCAGAAGGCGUUUUUUAGUGGCCGACUGAAGGCAAGAGGGAACAUCAUGCUGAGUCAGAAGCUUCAGAUGAUUCUUAAAGAAAACGCCAAGCUUUGA